Messenger RNA from Lactuca virosa, 831 nucleotides. The record is from the annotation of a GenBank genome assembly. NCBI's taxonomy places the organism in Eukaryota, Viridiplantae, Streptophyta, Magnoliopsida, Asterales, Asteraceae.
AUGAGGAUUCAAGCUGAGGAGAAUUUGGUAAACAUAAAUCUUGAUAUUUCUUAUAGUUCCACUCCCAUUGCAUCAACAAGAAGGAACUCCAAUGCAUCUACAAGAAGGAAUUCAAUGGAUGUUCCUUACGAUUUCAAUGAAACUGUUGUUGAGUCCACUCCCUCGGAUAUGAUGCCAAGAACAAACCCUUAUGAUCCUCCAUACGACUCAAGUGGACCCACUUUUCAAUCAGAUGCUUUAUCCUUCCAACCAAACCAUGAGGGAGGGGGAUCCAGGCAAAACGAGGGUUAUUAUACUUUUGGGGCAAGUGAGAAUGUUAGUCAAAGAAGCCGAUCUUCUGAUGAUGACGACAUGGUGAAGGUCCAUCAUGUUACAAGAGAUGGCAGAGUUUAUGAGUUUAAAGCAAGUAUUAAUGGGGAUGAGACACGAAAAGAAAAAAGUAAAUUUGAAUCAGAUUCUUUAUCCUUCCAACCAAACAACCAAUCCAGCCAUCGCCAUGAGAGUUGUGAUGUGGGUUCUUCAACUUUAGGGGGGUACGUACACAAUGAUGAGGUUAAAACAAGCGAUGUGGGUGAGAAAGGUUAUCAAGGGAAAAGUAGCAGUGAAUCAAGUUCGUCAUCAUCAUCAUUUUCUGAUGUAAGUGAUCACUUAGAUGACGAGGAAGAAGAAUACGAUUAUAGAUCCGCAGUCAUGCCAUCAACACCAGAGAGACAGAUCCAGGAGCAACAGAAGAAGAAUAUCCAACAAAGCCCUAAAUUGGAGCAUGGGGACGGGAAGUUGUCCCAAAGGCCGCCUAAGGGUCUAACCUCAUGGUUUGGAUGGAAGCCAUGA